GGCUCCGGCCGGGAGGAGCUGCGAGGGCGCCGAGAUGGGCUCCGCGCCGGCUUCUGCUCCGCGCCGACCGGGGCUGGGGUCACCGCGCUGCGCCGGCGCUGCUCGCUCGCUCCGCCGCCCGGUCGCUGCUCUCCGCCUGCCGCCCGGCCGCUCGCUCUCCCGGGCGCCAGCCGCCGCUCGCUUUUUUAAUGUCCACAGACAGUGAAAAGGAACUCGGCGUUAGGGGGGCCCCGCGCCGCCGGCCGGCCGCAAAAGCCGGUGCGGAACUCGGGGAGGAGCGGAGCGCCGCGCCACCGCCACUGCCGCCACCGCCGCCGCCGCCGCCAGCGCUCAGCCCCGCUCGCCUAGCGCUCUCUGCGCUCUCGCCUCUCCCUCUGUCUCUUUUCGCCUCUCUUUCUCUCCCUCGCCUUUCCUUUCCCUUUCCCUCUUUUGCUCCCUUUCUUCCCAGCUCCUCGGUCUGGGCGCUCUCCAUGCUUUUACCCCUCUAUGGCUCUGAUGGGGCUUCACGCGUCACCCACUCCCACUCACCUUCUCUCUCCUACCUCCACUACUCCCUGGCCGCUCCCCCCACCAACCGCGACCCCACCCCCACCCGCUCCAGCAAGUUUGGAGCAGGAGAGAAAUGCUGAGGAUUACAUUGGAGAGGGGGCUAAAAUCACCUGUCUCACCGGAGUGUCCCCCGCUUUGCUCUCAAGCCCCCGACUGGAGUGCGUUUGGGGCCGCGAAAGCUGUCAGGUACCCGAACUGGGGCUGAGCGAGUUGCUAACGAGAUUGCCAAAGACUUCCGUUGGAGGAGGCUUUGGGAUUGCUCCUAAAGCCAGGGAGCUGGCGGGUGGGGCGAGCAGAGGAACUCCCCCCCGCCCCCGCCAAGGGCAAUGUUGGGGUAGGCUAGAGCGCUGGGUAGAAGCUGUGCGCACGGUCUGUCCCCGGCACCGUGCGCGGUCCAAAAGCGCUUGGAUUCCCCGAGGCCCGGCGGGAAGCGUCCCGGGCCCAAUGUGUGCGGGCGGGGUGGGGGCCGCGGGAUCCCGGCCCAGGGCUGUGCACUGU
This is a messenger RNA of Eubalaena glacialis (North Atlantic right whale), 1047 nucleotides long. RefSeq lists its product as uncharacterized. NCBI's taxonomy places the organism in Eukaryota, Metazoa, Chordata, Mammalia, Artiodactyla, Balaenidae. The record is from RefSeq and is a predicted model, not a curated record. Bases 189 to 629 code for a protein of 146 amino acids. The transcript has 2 exons.